CUCAAGAUCCAUCCACUCUGCCCACCUGACCUUCACUCAGGAGGAGGCGAGCUUCUGAAAACGUCUGCAUCCGCAUCAGGCGCAGGUGGAGGUGGAGCAGCCUUCUGCCGGCUCCACCGGGUCCUCUGACCGCGAGGCUUUGUUGGACCUGGAGGUUUUCUACACUUUGCUGUGAUUGGCCUCUCUCUCUCUCUUUCCCUCUCUCACCCUCUCUCACCCACCCACCCCCACAGACCCUUUGAUUUAACUGUAUCGCUCCUGUUGUCCUCCCUCUGCUCUUCUUUUCAGUGAGAGAAAUGCCCUCUUGUCAUGUUUCGGGUGAUGAACUAAUUUGACUGACAGGAGGCCCACUGCUCCAACGUGAUGCUGCCACUCUGUGGCCGGAUAGCAAACUCCAGUCUGAUAAAUGGAAGAGACCAAUUAAAUGCAACUACGUGAUAAAUAAGUCCCCUGAAAACUCUUCAAUAACAUUGGUUAUUUGUCUUUAAAACAAUUAAGUUUGACAAAAAAACUCUUUCAUUAAAAAAUGAUGAUUAAAAGUGUGUUAAAUAGCAUGUUAAGCAAAUUAUACUUGUUACAAAGAAAAAUCUCUGACCUGUAAAAAAAUCAUAAGAAGGAUAAAAAGUGAGAUUGUGUUGUGUUAAGCGACCAGCCACUGAAAUGUCGUCAUCAUUAAAGAUUAUUUCUUUCUUUCUUUCUUUCUUGUGCAUGGCUGCAAAUAAUAAUAACCAACAAAGACAAUAACACUCAGCUGAAGCCGACCGAGCGGAGAUUGGAUCUCUUCUGCUACAUGAAUUCCCAGUAAACGACAUUGUGUCACGAAAGAAAAGCGCACGCUUUCCUUGUAAAUUCUGGUAAUUCAAGCUACAGAAUAGCGUCACUAAAUUGAAGGCAGCGAUGAAAUACGAGUCCAGAAAACGUAAUUUAAUUCCGUCGUGCGAUGUAGAUUAUUGGGGGCUCAAGAUUCUUGGAUUUUCUCACACCUGCAAAAUGUCCUGCAUCUUCCUUCGAGGCUCAGGUUGCGUUGCAGGUUUUUGUUUUUCUGACGUUUCCUGGUCCAGAGUUACGGAAAGGAAGGAGGUUAAAAGAAAAAGGUUAUCAAUUUACCUAUCCAGGGGAAAUGUAAUACAGCAACAAACACCGAACGCUGCAGCAAACAACCCUCAAACAAUGCCAGGCGUUACUUGUAUAAAGCCUGGCACAGCGCAGGGUUCUCACACCGAUGAAGGGCCGCAGGAGCUAAAGAAGAGUAAGUCCAUUGUUACGUGAGGAAAGCUUUGAUGCUUUGGAGAAUGGUGUCCCUUGUGUGGCCUGUGCUUGCUUUGGUCACGAUAAGUACGGUUACUUCUCAGAAUUCAGGACCCCUCUACCCAAUUGUUGGAUUAAGAAGCGGAAACUCAGAUGAUGGAAGUUCUCCCCAAAUUCUCCUGCAACGACCUUUUCCGUAUUUUGGACAUUCAUAUGAUCAGAUUUAUGUAAACCAUAAUGGACAUCUGACCUUUGACACACCUUGGAGUAGCUACGUACCUCAACCGUUUCCACUGUAUGGAUCCAGGGACAUCAUUGCUCCAUUCUGGACUGAUUUAGACAACAGAAUAAAUGGUCAGGUCUACUACAACCAAUACACCAGCAGCAGCAUCCUCCUCCAACAAGCUACGCGAGACAUUCGUCGCUACUUCCCAGAAUUGAGCUUCAGUGCCGAAUGGGUGUUUGUUGCAACAUGGAACGAGGUGGCUUACUAUCCCAACUCUGGAACCCAAACAACGUUUCAAGCAGUCUUGAUCUCUGGCGGCCAGUACUCAUUUGUGCUGAUGAAUUAUGGGAUAAUAGCCCCAACACGUUCCAAUAUACAGGCUGGCUAUGACACAAUGAACUCCACUCACCAUUUCACCAUCCCUGGAUCUUUUUCUACCGCGGCAUCAGGCAAUGACGCAAAUUUCCGCCUGAGGAGCAAUGUCCAUGUACCCGGUCGUUGGGCUUUCCGGACCGAUGAUGGAUCAAGAGGCUGUAUUUACAGGGGUGAAACAGUGCAGCUGGGUGACUCAUUCUGGAGUGACCGUACCUGUGCGCAGAAGUGCACCUGCACCUCAUCAGGCCUGCAGUGUCACAGCAAAAGCUGCUCCUUUUCCCAAAUCUGUCAACCCGCUGCCUUUCAGUUCUCCUGCCAGACUGUGCAGAGAGGCUCCUGCAGCAUAAGUGGUGAUCCACAUUACUAUACCUUUGAUCAAACAGUCUUCCACUUCCAAGGCACCUGCACUUACGUUCUCUCUGAGCAAUGUGGUCGUGGGUUGCCCUACUACAGAGUAGAGGGCAAGAAUGAGCAUCGGGGCAGCACCCAGGUUUCCUGGACACGACUGGUUAAAGUGUUUGUCUCUAAUGAAUCCAUUGAGCUUGUCAAGGGACGUCGCGGUGCAGUUAAGGUUAAUGGCAUCUUUGCAGACACUCCAUUCUAUCUCAACAACGGCACGAUACAGGUUUAUGAGUCCGGGUUUUCUGUGAUCGUCAGUACUGACUUUGGCUUGGAGGUGUCUUAUGACACAAAUCAUUAUGUGAAGAUCAGUGUGCCCUACACGUACCAGAAUGCAACAUGUGGCCUGUGUGGAAACUUCAACAAUGAUGGCAGGGAUGACUUCAUAACCAGACAAGGAGUAAAUGUAAACUCGGCUGUGGUCUUUGCCAACAGCUGGCAAGUAUCAGGAGCGGACGAGCCUGGUUGUGAGGCGCGGUGUGGAGGUCUGAGCUGUGCUACCUGUACUGCGGCUCAGACUGCUUUAUACAGCAACACUGCCCAUUGCGGUAUCCUCCAAAAUAGCUCUGGACCUUUUGCUGCUUGCCACGACACACUUUCCCCACAGCGCUUUGUGCAAAGCUGUGUGUAUGAUAUGUGUGUAGGAGAAGGAUAUCAACCCAUUCUGUGCCAAGCUCUGAAUGUGUACGCAAGACAGUGUCAACAGAACGGUAUACAGCUGCCAAGCUGGAGGAGACAAGACUUUUGUGAGAUCCAAUGUCCUGCCAACAGCCACUUUGAGCCCCAAGGGACCGCAUGUCCAGCUACCUGCGUCAACCAAAAUUCUACCCAAGGCUGCCCUCUUCCUGUCCAAGAGAGCUGCCUCUGCAAUUCAGGCUACAUCCUUAGUGCUGGAAUCUGCAUCCCUCAUGCUGAGUGUGGCUGCCGCUUUGAGGGUAGCUACUACUGCUCGGGAGUAACUGUAAUACUAGACGAGGACUGUCGGAGGCGUUGUACCUGCAGUUAUGGCUCCAUGACUUGCCGCCCCCAUGGUUGUGGCCCACUUGAAUCAUGCAGGGUGGAGGAGGGAGAAAGAGGAUGCAGACCCAACAGCUAUGGCACAUGCUGGAUGAAAGGCCCAGGGUCAUAUUACACGUUUGAUGGAUUGACGUACCAGUAUCCCGGCGCGUGCCGAUUGACCCUUGCCAAAGUAAUGGGAUUGUCUAGUUACCCACAUUUUGCGGUGACAGCAGAGAAACUGCCUGCAGGCCAGCAGGGGUUUUCUAGGCUGCUAAAGUUUGAGGCUAUGGGAAUACAGGUGUCCAUUGAGAUGGCAAGUAGCAGCAGAGUGAUGGUUGAUGGACAGCAGAUAAGACUACCAUUCAGCUCGGCAUCCAACCAAAUCCAAAUCUACCACAGCAGCAUUCACAGCAUCAUGCUUCGCACGUCCUUUGGUGUAACUAUACAGAGCAUUUGGCCUCACUUUGUGCGUGUCACCGCUCCUGGUAUCUACAACGGUUCAUUAGGUGGACUCUGUGGAAACUACAAUGGACAGCCUCAUGACGACUUCCGCACACCCAAUGGAAUUCUGGUAAACAGCUCUCAGGGCUUUGGGGACAGUUGGCGGGACGGCUCCCUCUCUGCACACUGUGUGGAAAGAGUGAAUAAUAACUCUACAACCAAUUACAAUUCUAGUGAGUAUUGUGGCAUUCUUGGUUCCCCACAUGGGCCGUUUGCCCAAUGCUGGGCCAUGGGGAGCUCCCAGCAGCACGUGGAUGCCUGUGGGGAGAUCAUUAGAGCCUCUAGAGAUCCAGCAUCAGCGCUAUGUGAGGUCCUACGAGAUUACGCACUAAUGUGUCAACAGAAGGGAAUUGCCGUUGGACAUUGGAGGAAUGCAACUCACUGUGAGCAAAACUGCCCCCAAAACAGCCACCCAGAAGUCUGUGGAAGCUCCUGUCCUUCCACCUGCCCCAGCCUCUCCUUCCCUUUCGUCUGUGACACCGUGUGCCAGGAUGGGUGUCAGUGUGAUGAUGGGUUUGUCAUCGACGGCAACCGGUGUGUGCGACCUACAGCCUGCGGAUGCUAUCACCAAGGACGCUAUCGGCAGGGAGGCGAGCAGUUCUGGGAUGGGGAAGAGUGUCAGAGUUUGUGUACCUGUAGAGGCACAACUGGGCUAGUCCACUGUAUCGCCAACGCCUGUGGUCCCCAGGAGUCCUGCCGUGUGGUGGAGGGUGAGUUUGGCUGCCAUCCCGACCCUCAUGGCACAUGCUCUGCCUCUGGUGACCCGCACUACCUCACCUUUGAUCGCAAGGCCUAUGACUUCCAGGGCACCUGCCGCUAUGUUUUGGCGACUGUCUGUAAUGACACUGAUGGGCUUCACCAAUUUUCUGUGGAAGCUAAGAAUGAGCCAGUUAACGGGUGGCCAGUUUCAGUGACGGCAGAAGUUUUUGUGAAUGUGGCUGGCUAUCGUGUGCAUAUGUCGAGGGAGAGCCAAGGUGUGGUACAGGUGAACGGAGUAACUAAAAACUUACCUAUCCUCCUGAAUGGAAGUCACGUUUCUAUCCACGCUAGUGGAUUUCGCACAUACGUCAGUGCCGAUUUUGGCCUGAGUGUCAUGUACGAUGGAUGGUAUACAGUGUCUGUCUCUGUACCUCCAAGUUACAGAGGAAAAACACGUGGACUUUGUGGUAACUUCAAUGGCAAUCCAAAUGAUGACUUCCACACCCAAUCUGGGAUGAUGGUUACCACUCCACAGGAGUUUGGGACCGCCUGGAAGGUGGCAGGCAACUACACCUGCAGCGAUGGGUGUGGCUCCUCCUGUCCACAAUGCACCAAUGAGCGACCUGCCAGAGCCCGAUGUGACGUGAUUCAGGCAUCUGACGGCCCCUUAAGCUUCUGUCAUGAGCUGGUGAACCCAGCGCCAUAUUUCAGUAACUGUGUGUUUGAUGUUUGUGCUUCGCGAAGUGAAGACCAAGACCUUCUGUGCAGAGCCAUUGAUUCAUACGUCAGUGCCUGUCAGUCCGCGAAUGUUCAAAUCUACCCUUGGAGACAGAACACCACCUGCAGACUCGACUGUCCCGCAAACAGCCAUUACGAGCUGUGUGGCAUUGACUGUGGACACACCUGUGCCAGCAGCGUUGAUGCCAUCUGUGAGCCGGUUUGCUCUGAGGGAUGUUUCUGUGAUGAAGGUUUUCUCCGGAGCGGGACAAAAUGUGUCCCCGUGGAAAGCUGUGGCUGUCUAUACGACGGGUUCUACUAUAAUGCUGGUGAGUCCUUCUGGACCGAGCGGUGCUCCCAGCGAUGUGAAUGCCACGCUCCCAAUGACCUUCGCUGUUCUGCCGCGUCUUGCACUAAUGCACAAGGGUGCACCAUCAGAAAUGGCCAGCUGGGCUGUUUUGACCAUAUGUCUACGUGCACUGUGUGGGGCGACCCACACUACGUCACCUUUGAUGGGGUACUGGCCCAUUUCCAGGGCACAUGCUCGUACAUCAUAACUGAGAGUGUGAACCACGGAAUGAAUGAAACACAGUUUCAAGUAGUCGCCACCAACAAUCAUCGUGGCAGCAAACGUGUGUCGUUUGUGUCAGCAGUGGAUGUUUACCUCUCACAUCAAUCAGAGGAAGUGCAUGUAUGGAUUGGACCCAAUAAAAGAGUAAAGGUAAAUGGAGGUGAGGUGUCUCUUCCCACCACUGUUGGAACUUUAGCUCAGCUAGUAAGACAAGGAAGUUACAUCGUGGUUGAGGCUAUGGACUUGAGAGUUCACUUUGACGGCCAAAGCACCUUACUGGUCCGAGUGGACCAGUACCGUCAGAAUCGAGUCACAGGCAUGUGUGGAAACCUCAACAGGGAUCCUUCGGAUGACAAAGUUUUGUCCAAUGGCACAUUGGCACAAAAUGACAAUCAGUUUGGACACAGCUGGAAGUCAUCGACAAGCCAACCAGGAUGUGGAUCCACUGAUGAAGACAGUGGGGACGGAUUGAGCGACUGUCUCUUUCUGCAAGAAUACUCAGAGCUCUGUAGUGUCAUCACCAACAGUAGCGGUCCCUUCGGUGCCUGUCACGUGCAAUCUGACCCACAGCCAUUUUUCGGUUCCUGCGUCUAUGACCUCUGCCUUUACACUCCAGCCAAUGGCAUGCUGUGUUCUGCAGUCUCCGCCUACGAGAGAACCUGCUCUGUUCUGGGGUUAAGCGUCCCUGAAUGGCGCUCUGCUUUGCUGUGUGCUGAGUCGGACCCCUGUGAGCAGCUGAACUGCACAGAGUACGAGUGGUGUGGUGAGAAGGACGGUGUGUACGGCUGCUUCUGUGAUGAGCGCCACCAUCGUUCCAACAACGAGAGCUACGACUCGUCCAUCACUUGUGACAGUAGCUCGGCCACCAUGUCCGUGUCGCGCUGCCAACUCUUUGAAGACGGAUUCCCCUCCAGCGCCCUCCACCUCCGAGAUGCCACGUGCAACGGGACUCUGCAGGGCGGACGACUGGUGUUCCAAUUCGACAAUAAAGACCAGCUUUGUGGGACAGCUCUCACGAGCAACGGAACCCAUUUCCUCUAUAAGAACAGCAUCCAGGGCGACGUGGACCCUCGUAAAGGUCUAAUCAGCCGCCAGAGGAAAAUUCAGUUGGGUUUCUGCUGUGAAUACCCUCUAAACCACUCUGUGUCCAUGAAUGUGGACAUCAACCCCGUAGAGAGCAUUGUGAGGAAGAAGCUUCCGUCGGGCCAUGGACAGUAUCAUGUGAGAAUGAUCCCCUACCAGGACGCUGGCUUUCACUUCCCCCUGGCCAGUAACGGGAGCAUAGACAUGGAAAUCGACAAAAGGAUGUAUGUGGAGAUUCGGACAGAAGGAGUCGAUGAAAGCCAGAUCUCCACCCUUGUGGACUCUUGUUGGGCCACGCCAGUCGACAUGAAGAGCUACCCUGUCCGCUGGGAUCUCAUAAGCGCAGCGUGUCCGAACCCAACCGAUGGUACGGUAGAGCUGCUUGCUAACGGCAUCUCCACCGUGGCCCGAUUCUCCUUUAGGAUGUUCACCUUCAUCAACUUCUCAUCCAUCCACCUGCACUGCCAGGUCCACCAGUGUCUUCUGAGGGAUGGCGACUGCACAGCUGACUGCCAGCCUGGCGACCACAAGCGAGCGCGGAGGGAGGUGUCCCAGGAUGCCAUCACGGGCAUCUCGCUCGGACCCCUCACCCAGGCGCCACACGGGAAAGCCAGAAUGGUGAAUCCGAGCAGCGCCUGAGGCCAGUUGGCCCCCUGGUGACGCUGCUCGUCGUUUUGCUGGCAGCCAAAUCUCUGGUGAAAUAUGAUCCAUAGACUAAAACCAAUCAACAUAGAUUUUCUUUUGCAUCGUAUUUUAUUUUCCUGGUCUCGUAUGCUGUCUUUGUGGUCAGGUGAUUGAGGUAAUUUUGCUUUGUAACGCUAGAGGACGCCGACGUGCAACAUUCUGAAGCUCAAGUCACCUUCCAUAUAAGAUGUUGAUGGGGUGUAUCCUUAGUGUCUUUAACGAUGUUCUUAUCAUAGAUUUCUAUCAUAUAAAAAGUAACAAAGCAUGUAUAAUGAAGGUGAAACGUAUAAAAGAAGUUUCUCAAUGCACAAAGUAUGGAUCUCAUUUGUUACCAUGGAACUUUCACACUCACAUAGAGGGUUUUGUGGUUGCUGUAAGCUGUUAUUUAAUACUGGGUCAUGGCUUAAUACCUGCGUACCACUAAUGCAUUUUACUAUUACAAAGGACUAACGUUUAAUGAAAUUCAAGAUGUUUUUAAAUCUGAACAUGAGGUUUUAAAUUUCCCUUAUUGACUAAAUACAAUUGGACUAGCCGCCACACACAGUUGAAAUCUUUUUGUUGAGAAAAUCCAACAAUAAAUUGAGGGUAUUGCUAUCGUGUAACGCAAAGUGGUGUCACAUUGACAUGAAGUGAGUGUUGUGUGUUUUCCAGACCAUCCACUUAACAUAAUUUGAUACCAAUGGAUAAUUGUCUGACCAGAUCCACAUUAUGCUGCCAUUUUCAAAAAACAACAACGUUUUACCGUAAGCUUCUACUGUAUUUUCAGAACUGACCACAGUUUGAUUUACUGAAACUAUUAGUUCACUGAUUUACAUCCCACUAUGUUUACUCUUUGCCUUUACUUUUGGCAUUAUUAAGGUAUAAUUGCCAGAUUAUUUCCCCUUUAAGCUAUGCUGCAAAUGCAGAAGUGCGAUAAAUCAUUGGACACAUCAGUUACUCGACUGUUGAAAUGUCAGCUUUUAAUCAUCUGAUUCUUGCAUGACCCUUCAGAACCUGAUCCAAAAGAACUGCAAAACACUUACUGGGAAGUUAAUGCUUUAGCCACCUUAACUUAAUAUUAUCUCAUCGCAUGCACUCAGUCUAAACAAUAUAAAGUCAGUCAAAACAAGUGUCUCCAUGUCGGGCAUCAUCAUGUCAAGAAUAGUGAAACAGCCCCUCCACUAUGACUAAAAUACAGAUGAAUCUUAAACAACACUCAGCAGCAGCUUAUAGUGUGUACGUGUGUAAUAAUUAGAGUGGUUUGAAUGAUCAAUAAUGAAUCUGAGGAUGAGAUGCAUCUUUUUUGGUCAAUGUGCUAUGAAUUGUCCAUAAAGUUGUACGAGUUUUUCUUUAUAACAUUAGAGGGCAGCACAAGAUCAAAUUCACACUUUUUACAUGAAACGUUUUUGUAUUUGGUGUAAUCUUUAUUGCUUUUGUGUUGAUUAUUAUAUUGAAACGAUAUUUUGUUUCUGACUUUCCUUGUUAAUCGAAUUAAGUUAUAAUCAUGUAAUUUAUUUGAGAAAUAUUUAUUUUACGAGACACAAUACUUUUAAAAGAAUUUAUCUGAGUCUGAAUAAAGUGUCAACUUCCACCGUGAGAAAUGAUGCUAAGUAAGCAAACUCCUCAAUGUUACCACGUGUUCUUUACACGAGACGUAACAAUACCCACAAUCCAGAGCAUCCUCAGUAGUCCUCUGACGCUGCACUACUGGGGAGGUUAAUCCUGUGGCUUACGUCGCAUUUGCAGGCUUCUCGUAGUCAAUGCGCGAACGUGAAUGCGAGGGAGUGAAACGGGGAAACAACACGGAGUUCACAAUGGAACUGAUUCCAGUAAUCAAUUAGCAGAAAUCUUUUGUUGAGAGAACAUGUUCGUCUAAUGCAAAUAUGUCAAACUGGCGGCCCGCCGGGCCACAUCCGGCCCGCCAGAUGACUUUGCUAUUGUGAGAAUUACAUUAUAACAACGGGCCUCGCGCAUGCCCGGUCGCUUCUGCUUCUUUUAUAUCGAUUCGAUUCCCCCCCAUCCCGAUGAUUCCCUUAUUAUGAAAGGUUUAGGAAUCACCUACAUUUUUACAGUAGUACUGUUAUGUCAUUUCUGUCAUGGGAAUUGCAUGUAUUAUACAUUGUUCAUUCUGUACACAUGGCAUCCAUUGUAGUCUGUCCAUCCCGGGAGUGGGAUCCCUCCUCUGACG
Messenger RNA from Gasterosteus aculeatus aculeatus (three-spined stickleback), 9669 nucleotides. NCBI's taxonomy places the organism in Eukaryota, Metazoa, Chordata, Actinopteri, Perciformes, Gasterosteidae. The record is from RefSeq and is a predicted model, not a curated record.